This is a messenger RNA of Ceraceosorus guamensis, 1330 nucleotides long. RefSeq lists its product as hypothetical. The record is from RefSeq and is a predicted model, not a curated record. Bases 1 to 1029 code for a protein of 342 amino acids. The transcript has 5 exons. Lineage: Eukaryota; Fungi; Basidiomycota; Exobasidiomycetes; Ceraceosorales; Ceraceosoraceae.
AUGAAAGAGACCGACUUCGCUUCCUCGCUUGCGGCUGAUGCCCUCUUGCAUCCACAAUUAUCGAGACGCUCGAUCUGGACGUUCGGCAACGGGAGUCCGGUAUGCGGACGCUCGCACGACGAAGAUGAUGUGCAACGCCGCUACGUAAGCGGAGCAAAUGCUGCAUGGGAGUGGCAGCGGCAAUCUCGCACCGCGUUGUGCAGCAAGCGGGCACACAAUGUCAGCUUGCCAGAAGACUUCCGUCCGGCAGGACCUUUGGAAGCCAAAGGCUACUUCUAUGGCCUCAAAUCGCAAGGGGAAAGCGGAGUUCCCGGACUCACGACUGGGACUACCUCUGGUAGGACAACUCCGUUCGACACACUCAAUCAGCGGAUGUUGAUGUGUCUGAAAAUCACGAAUUCCUUGCAAGGGGCAUCGUUCGAGGUGGAAAACGCUUUGACGUACGGGAACAUUUACAGGCCCGUUGCAGCUGAUGCUGCCCUUGCAUCUGUGCAGACGAUCGCGUUUCCGAAGGAUGGCCUGAUGUCGCCUAAUGUCUCUUUGCAGGCUGAGUGCAGCAGUCCUCGGUGUCGCUCUGGCGCGCUGGUCGAGAGCCACGUCUGUAUGGGGUCGAUUGGUGUUGUUGUUGUUAUCAUCGUUGUUAUUGCUGCACUCUUUUCCUUCUCCAACCGCGAGGUUGAACUCUUGACUUUGGUCGGGCCAUGUGGCGUGGUCACAAGUGACACAGUUCGAUUCGAACGAAGCGGUAAAAGCGCGCAGCGGCAAGUGCUGGUGACCGCUGCGGAUACUGUCACCGGAUCCGAUGCUACACGAAUUCCUGCAGCGGAAAGAGAAGGCCCAUUUCUUUUGAACAGAAAGACAACGAUCCAUGCUCCGAAAGCGGAACGUAAAGGCAGGGCUCGGGUUGCUGCAGCGGCCAAGCCCGCUUGCGUUGGCAUAGAUCUGCGCAACAUGCUCCGCUGCAAAGCCACGCAAGGCACCGAGACGCAGCAAGGAGCUCUCUUCGCGAAGCUUGGCAAGACGAUGUGAAGCGCGUCCAGAUUGCUGCUGCUAGCUCUCUGCACGACGAAUGCUUUCAAGCUAGCGAAGAGCGAUGCGUGCUCGGGUGGAUGAACACCCUCAAGAGUCGCUUGAUAAGGAAUGGGUUGCAGCGGAGCUUAUCUGCAACAAAGAGAUCGCAGAGCAAGGACCUCAGACGACCCGUGGACGUGCUUCAGGGCGUGAGAAAGUUCGACCUCUCAUUCGGAGAAUUUCGUGGCCGCCAUCAGGUUGAUUUUGACGUAAGCGCUAUAAAUGGGGUCCGGUCAAGACAUUGCUGAGGCGGUUGCGG